Aspergillus heteromorphus CBS 117.55 is the source of this 1203-nucleotide messenger RNA. Its product is annotated as class II fructose-bisphosphate aldolase. The transcript has 4 exons. Gene Ontology annotation, molecular function: aldehyde-lyase activity; zinc ion binding. Gene Ontology annotation, biological process: carbohydrate metabolic process. NCBI's taxonomy places the organism in Eukaryota, Fungi, Ascomycota, Eurotiomycetes, Eurotiales, Aspergillaceae. Bases 58 to 912 code for a protein of 284 amino acids. The record is from RefSeq and is a predicted model, not a curated record.
CGGACCCCGCAGAUCCUGCAGAUAAGAUAUAAGAUCGGUUGAGAAAGGCCAAUUAAGAUGGCUUGGCGUGCCCAAAACAAGACCCUCCAGAUUCUGCACGCCGCGGAGCAGGGCCGGUAUGGGGUGUUGGCGGCGAUCGUCUACAACGUCGAGCACAUCACGGCGUUUGUUCGGGCGGCUGAAAGUCGCCGGUCGCCCCUGAUCAUCCAGCUGUUCCCGUCGUCGCUCGACCAAACCCCGUCCCUUGUCUACGCCGCGUCGGCGGCCGCGAAACACGCAUCGGUUCCCAUCUCAGUCCAUCUCGACCACGCGCAGGACGUCGACCAGAUCAAACAUGUCGCCGAUCACCUGCCAUUUGACUCGAUCAUGGUGGACAUGAGCCAUUAUGCGAAAGAAGAAAACCGGUCGAAAACCAGCAGGCUGCGAGAAUACUGCCACGCGAGGGGGAUCGCGGUGGAGGCGGAGACCGGGCGCAUCGAGGGAGGAGAGGAUGGGAUCAAAGGGACGGAUGAUCUGGAAGGGAUACUCACGAACGCGGAAGAUGUAGAGGAAUUUCUCCGCGCGGGAGUGGAUUUCCUGGCUCCAAGCGUGGGAAAUCUCCACGGGGAUUAUGGGUCCAACGGACCGCAACUCGAGAUGGAGAGGCUUCAUCGAGUAUACCACGCGCUGGAGGGACGCGCGACCCUCGUGUUACACGGGACCAACGACUUCUCGCCGGAACUUUGCCGCGCGUGCAUCGCGGCGGGGGUCACCAAGUUCAAUGUCAACAAGCUGGUCUUGGAUCCGUGGCAUGCGCAUCUUCGCGGUAACGUAGAUAAGCCCCUGACGCAGCUGAUGACAGAGGGGAUUGACGUGCUCACGACGGCGAUGGAGGGGUGGAUGGACGUGAUGGGGAGUAGUGGGAGGGCUUAGGGAGGAAGAAUAAGGGAAGAAUAAGGGAAGAAUAAGGGAAGAAUAAGGGGAGAAGAGGAAGAAGGCCGAGAGCGAAGGCGAGAAGGGAAGGAACAGCCUCAGGCACACCGUACCCAUUCACGGCAGUGCUAUAACUAGUAUCACCAACUAUAUACAGAGCCAGGCCACCCUCGGGGCCGCCCAGAUCAAGAACGUAUGUACGUAUGUAUGUAUGUAUGUAUGUACCAGGCUCAACAAUACGCAUACCCCCCUCUACCGCACACUAGAUUACACCACCGGCCAUCCGGUGGA